This is a messenger RNA of Chlamydomonas reinhardtii, 1912 nucleotides long. RefSeq lists its product as uncharacterized. The transcript is spliced from 7 exons. Gene Ontology annotation, biological process: cell wall pectin biosynthetic process. The record is from RefSeq and is a predicted model, not a curated record. Gene Ontology annotation, molecular function: arabinosyltransferase activity. NCBI's taxonomy places the organism in Eukaryota, Viridiplantae, Chlorophyta, Chlorophyceae, Chlamydomonadales, Chlamydomonadaceae. The coding region runs from base 439 to 1584 and encodes 381 amino acids. Gene Ontology annotation, cellular component: Golgi apparatus.
CUUUGUUUCACGGUGAUUUAACAAGAGCCGCGCUAUUGGAGUCAGACUGGAAGUUACGCGGAACUGGAGCGCGUACGUGCGAAAAGUAGCCACGCACACGCACGUCCACAGCGGUCUUGCAACUCAUUUUCUCUCGCAUUGAUGUGUAUUAUUGACAGCAUAAGGACAUAUCCUACGGGGCCGUAAUGCGAACAUGGCGAGCGACUUCAGUUAUCUCGUCGACCUUACUUUAACUUUAAGUUAGUCUCCGGUCUCCAGGCGCUUACAUCUGCACACGGGAAUUCUUUUCAUCUGCUAGCUAGUUUACAAAUGCGUCGUCCAAGUUUUCCGUUGAUAUUGGCACAAUUGAUGCAGCAAUUGAUGCAGUCAGCCACCUUGAGUCGUCUGGCGCUUGCGUUCGCAGUCGUCACACUGACCUGCUAUCAGUUGGAUGCUGCGAUGGCACAGCUGCAACCGCCACCGCUCCACCUGCGGGGUGCCCAGCCACCCCCAAUGCUUCCGUGGCAGCACGCGCCCGGCUCGUGGAACCCCCCUUAUGCCGGCAUGCACAACAACCUGUCCGCCCUGCUUCGUAUGCAGCGGUUACCGGGCGUGAACUGGGUGGUGGUGUACGCUCUGUCCACCCUUGAGGGCCACCAUGAGCUGGUGCUCCUCAACUCCCUGACGUCCCUGCUUCUGUUUGGCGGGGGUGACGGGGCGUAUGUGGUCAUGGUUGCGAGUGAGGCAGCAUUGAAGACUUGCAUUGGGUUGCAGCUGCCCUGCUACAAUGCGACCGCGGACGUGAGCGAGCAUCAGCGUGGUACAAUUGGAAAGUAUGGAACUGCAGGCUAUUGGCGGGGCUGCUGGGUGAAGGUGCUAUUGGUGCGCAAGGUGCUUCACGCACUGGCCCACGGCCCCUCCACCAUGCAGCAUGAGGACAGCAGCAUGGGCAUCAUUCUGGUCGACAAUGACGUGGUGUUCGUCAAGCGCCUCUUUGAAAGUGCAACCGCGUUUAUGGACAAGAGCAUUUAUGACAUAGCGGCCAUGGAUGAGAGCAAUAUGGAACAAAAAGUCAAGGGCAUCAACAGCGGCGUUCUCUUUGUCCGCAAUACGUUGCAAUCACGUGCACUGUAUGAGUCAUGGGCACAGCAAGAGGCAUCACACACAGGUGAUCAGGAGAUAUUCAACAUCAUGCAGGGGCGUCACUGGUUGCCAUGCAGCUCCCCCUCAGUGUGCUGGCCAGAGCCGGGAUCGUAUAUUGUUCCUGACCAUCUUGCAGCCCGCGUGGCAAGGUACUACAACCCCUACAGUUUUGGAGCCAACAACUGUCCACCGUAUGCCGCUGUACACCCGGAUCAGGUGUGGGCGUUGAAACCCUUUCAGAAGUUCCAGCGUCAGGAAAACCCACGGCAUUGCGAGGUGUCCCACCGGCUCUACAUCCACAUGAUCUGCGUUGCAUCCAAAAUUACCGCCGCCAAGGCGCUGGGGCUGUGGUUCUUGGACGAUCAGAAGGCCACAAACGUGACGGCAGUGGAGGCUGCAGGCCUGCCUUGUUGGCCAUCACAGGAUGUCGCCAAGCUGAUCCUUGUACCCCAGUUCCCAUAGUUACUGCAUGUACUCUUGACACAGACCCAUGGAGUCAUUGAUGUUGCAUUUACAUACCGCUAAGGUGUUCAGGGUGCAUGUUGGUACAGUGCACAGUCCAUCAUGUUUCAAGUGUCAUUGCUCUGUGUGGCAGUCAAUCGAGAUGGGCUGCCUGGUGAAGGCGUGGCAAGGCGUGUUGAUGUCUAGAGGAAAAGCGCCACCCCACACUGGGGUGCAUUACUUCCUCUGUAGUUCUCAGGGUAUAUGAGUGCUGAUCGCUCCUCAACAAGGCGUGGCAAAGCGCGGCCUGCUGACCCUACCUGCCGUUGAUGCACCCCACUCUGUAUCA